Penaeus vannamei (Pacific white shrimp) is the source of this 1523-nucleotide messenger RNA. RefSeq lists its product as uncharacterized. The record is from RefSeq and is a predicted model, not a curated record. NCBI's taxonomy places the organism in Eukaryota, Metazoa, Arthropoda, Malacostraca, Decapoda, Penaeidae.
AUAAGAGACCAAAGAUCUCAGCUGAUCCAGAGAAAUCAGUUGGGAAAGAACAGUUGCAUUAUUUCUUCAUUAUUAUUCACCACUGAACCUUAUUAAAGAAGGUUUUCAGGUUACUGCAAGAGUUAGAAAGUCAUGGAGUCAAACACUUUGAGAGAUAGCUGUAGCCAGUGUGAUAUCAAGAACCUGAACUCUAUCAGGAAUAUCAUUAACUCUCUGAAGCUGCGAUGUUCAGGGUCAAUCUCCGUAGCCGUAAAGCAGACCAACACAGGAGAAGGGAAAGAGAAUCUUCCACAAGAGAGGAAAACCUUGAAGAUAUCAAAAGAGCCAGAAAAAGGGAGUGGCAUUUGCAACAAGAGUGUUACCCUCCAAGUGUCUCCACAAGCAGGCCUCGGGGCCAACCCCAAACACAACCAGAAACAUCCAAGCCAGACGGCAGGAGAGGGAUACAUGAGAAAACAUAAACCUCCUACAGCAUCAUCUCCUUUUCAUCCAGUCUUCAUGAAGAGUGAUAACCAAGAGGCACCUGAAGCUGUUUUGGGAAGAAUAAGAGGCCAUGGAAGAAAGCAAGAAAGGACAAACACCCCAUUAGAGCACAAUAUAGCCACAAAAGGCCAUAAUUCAGGAUCUCCACAUAAUGGCAAGGUCAGUUAUGGCACACAGAUUCCAUCCAGGACUUCAGUCUACACUCUGAAUUCAAAGUCAUUGCCACUCAACAGUGGUACUAAGAUCAGCACUUCAUCAAAGUGCCAAUCAGAUGUGUCACAUUUGCUGAAGAAGUUGCAGUCUCAUAAUACUGUAAAGCGAGUAUAUGAAGGCAGUUUGGGAGACCAAGACGUGCAGCAAAGCAUGGACCAUUCCAUACCACAGAACCAAAAUCCAGACUUACCUUACAACUUAAAGUCAACACCUCAGCGACAGCAGCCCAAAAGGCAGUGCACGAGAAAACCUCUUAGUAUAAGAAAGGUCAUCCGCAUCACGCUGCCGAAGGAUAUUCAGGCACAGAGAAUCUGCUUUGUACUAAGCGAAGUUGCAAAGGCCUUUCACUGCAGUGUAUCUAUUGGAGAGGCAGUCCAAGAUUUUUCAGAAUCCAGAGGAAUAGGAAAUAGCCCUGUAGACCCAUAUGUGAAUUAUCCAUUCUUGCAAGCGCCUAAUGAGGCAUUCUCCUGGUGCCAUGCAUAUGCCCAUAACUACCAGAGGGAAGGAAGAUCACCUAGCAAACGCACCCAAAAUUGUGAAUGAACCUCUUGAAGUAAGAAAGCAAGUAAGAUCCGUAAUCAGUUGCUGUAAGAGGGGGCAUUAGGCAAAGGCAUACCCAGAGGAGAUAUUAAACAUCAACCUCAAACAAGAGGCAACCGAUUCUACAAAGAAAUCAUUCACUACGAUGAAGAUCUUGGAGGCUCUUGCUGGUUGUAGUGUCCUUGUUUGGACAUUCCUUAUGUUGGAACAGUAAACUGAACUUGAUUGUAUUUCCUAAUUAUUUGCAUGUCAGAAAUUUUUCAGCCUUUUUGUGUGAUAUGGUUAUA